AUGCGGAUUCUGUGUCUCCAUGGUGCCGGCAGCUCGGGCGCAAUUUUCGAAGCUCAGAUCGCCAAUUUGCAGCACCAGCUAGACCCAAGCAUAGAGCUUGUCUUCACAGACGGACCAUUCGAAUGCGAGCGAGGGCCCGGUGCGCAUUUCAUCCAAACUCUGCCAUGCGUCAUUGACAUUUUGCCAACAGGCGUUCCCGAAUACCACCCAGGUCCAUUUUUCACCUUCACCCAGAAUUAUGCACCAUUUCAUAUGGCACGAGCGGUUGAAUAUGUAGAGGACCUUAUCGCAGAGGAAGGACCUUUCGAGGGCAUAGUCGGAUUCAGCCAGGGCGCAGCUCUGACAUUAUCAUAUCUCUACCACCAGCAAAAGAUCGGCAAUGCACCAGGAUACCAAUGA
Molecule: messenger RNA, 399 nt
Organism: Parastagonospora nodorum SN15
Lineage: Eukaryota; Fungi; Ascomycota; Dothideomycetes; Pleosporales; Phaeosphaeriaceae
Exons: 2
Coding region: 1-399 (132 amino acids)
Cellular component (GO): nucleus; cytoplasm
Source: RefSeq, a predicted model, not a curated record